Messenger RNA from Trypanosoma brucei brucei TREU927, 444 nucleotides. RefSeq lists its product as hypothetical. The coding region runs from base 1 to 444 and encodes 147 amino acids. The record is from RefSeq and is a predicted model, not a curated record. Lineage: Eukaryota; Euglenozoa; Kinetoplastea; Trypanosomatida; Trypanosomatidae. The transcript has a single exon.
AUGGUUGCCCGUUUCCUCUGGACCUUUCCUUACGCCUCCGUAAAGCAUCCGCACAUCGGUUGCGUCUCGGUUGUUUUCCCCAGAAGUGGGACGGACCCUCGGGUGUCGUUCGUCUUCGGGAGGCAUGCGGGGGGUGAGCCGCUGGGCGGCUGGUGGGGGGUGUCGGGGUUCGCGGCCGGUGCCUCUCCUCCCGGGCGUGAGGUUCUUGAGUUUUCGACUACGGUUUCGACUUACCUCGUUUGUUUGUGCAGCGUCCGGGGUCUGGGGGAUCGGGCGUAUUUCCGGUUCCGGUGGGUUUCAUAUCCUUGUAAAGGGAAACGGUAUUGGCCUUCCGUGGGCAGCCCGUGGCCUGAAGCACCGCUUUCCACUAUCUGGAGCUGUUGCGCCCCCACCGUGCCACGUCCCUUGACACCUGUUGUGCAUGAUCGCCAGCUGCUUUGUUAG